This is a messenger RNA of Python bivittatus (Burmese python), 502 nucleotides long. Lineage: Eukaryota; Metazoa; Chordata; Lepidosauria; Squamata; Pythonidae. The record is from RefSeq and is a predicted model, not a curated record.
UAAAGAGCCUAAAAACUCUAGUGGUACAAUGGAGCAGCAGUGAGCAGUGUCCCAUCCAGUAACUCUCUUUGAGUGCCAAGUUCUCUGGAGUUGCACAACAACUAGGCAACCAUGUCAAGACGAAGGCACAUUGAGCCCUCAAGCCUCUUGAUUUGGGCAUUGUUUCUACUAAUGGAAGGUUCAAAGUCUCGCUCCAUGGAAUUUGCACCACAGAUUCUUGAUCACCCCUCCAACCUUGUUGUACGUAAGGACCAGCCUGCCACCAUGAAUUGCCGUGCUGCUGGAAAUCCAGCUCCCACAAUUGAAUGGUAUCGCAAUGGGAAGUCUGUGAAAACCAGCAUAGAUGAUGCUACUUCCCAGCCUACUCUUCUACCAGAUGGAUCCCUCUUCUUCCUCCGCCUCAGCCAGGAGAAGGGAAAAUCAGAUGAGGGGGUAUAUCAUUGCCUGGCCAGAAAUCACCUGGGUACAGCCAUGAGUAAAAAUGCAUCACUUUAUUUAGAAG